UCUACCAAACCCUAAACUUUACUCUUUUCUCCUUUCUUCUCUACCAAACCCUAAACUUUACUCUUUUCUCCUUUCUUCUCUACCAAACCCUACGAAAGAAGGUUUUCUCUCAACAUUUCUUCCCUUUCUUCCUUUCUCAAUCUCAUCACUUUUUAAUCUCCCCUUGGCUUCCAGUCAAAACCUUCAUAUUCCCCACCUUCACCAUCGCCGCCGUGAAAUCCGCCUUCCAGAGGCUCCGACUACUCCGAUAAUGAUAUGAAAAUUAGGGAUGAUAAGGAAAUUGAGGCCACCGUUGUUGAUGGAAACGGUACUGAAACAGGCCAUAUAAUUGUAACAACCAUUGGUGGAAAGAAUGGCCAACCAAAGCAGACUAUCAGUUACAUGGCCGAGCGAGCUGUAGGACACGGUUCUUUUGGAGUUGUAUUUCAGGCAAAAUGCUUGGAAACUGGUGAAACAGUUGCAAUUAAAAAGGUUCUUCAGGACAAGAGGUACAAGAAUUUGAACUUCCUCCUUUUCUAUGUACCCUUUUGCUCAAAUAUUCUGGGAAUCUCUUAUUCUUUACUUUUUCUUCACUUUUCCCCAGUGUUCAUAUUCUAUCCUUUUAACCACCUGCAUUGUUCUUACUAUAGAGACUUAGUUUUAUAAUGAAUAUAUAACAGUUUACAAUUGUAUAAAUUUAUCUUAUCCUAGAAGCAACACUUUUGGGAUAAGCCUGGUAGUGAUAAAUUAUAACUUUGGACCAUUAAUAUUUACAUUUAGAAGUAUAUUAAUGCAAUAAAAAAUGAAAAAGACGCAUACAAACUAAUUGGUUUAUUUGAAACUCUGUGGUCUGAAAUUUUAUUGGUGAGAAAUAUUGCAUUUCAAUAAUGGCAGUAGAAGAAUCUUUCCAUAAUGAUGGUGUGUAGGGGCAUGGGAACAGCAGCAAACUCAGUAGUUUCCCACCGUUAAAAAAAACAGGUAAUAUUUGAUAUCUCUGCAGUAGACAAAACAUAUAUGGCUUUCUGAUCUUUGCCUUCAGUUUUGUUUGCUUUAUGGCUCUAUCUCUAACACUGACUGCAAUGGGGCAUAUACCAAAGCAAUGCGUGGAGAGUGGCCAAAGUGUACCUUUUGCUGCUGGUGCCGGAGAUACCAACAUUUGUGGUGGUAUUGUUCAGUUGUAUUGGGAAAGGAUUCUGGGACGAAGCUUAGAUUUAAAUGGCCAAGUUCGUCAAAUUGCCCUCAAGGUAAAAAGUUCUGGAUUAUGAUUCUACUAGAAAGCUGUCUGUGACAACCAUCUUAACCUGGACGACUUUUUUGUGGAUACUUUAAUGUGAAUGUAUUUCCAGGCCAUAGUAAGCUUGUGGGUUGGUGCUGUGAUUAGUAGCUGGUGCAAUUUCAUAACUGUCUUGUAUGUUGGUAAGUGUUUAUAGAUUUUGCUUCUCAAAACAUUUACAUCUUUAAUUUCUUUGAUGAUAUAUAUCAUUUACCUAUAACCACUAAAGAGAUUUAGAGUGUUUUUGGUUGAUUUAGAUAUUUGAUAUCAUUUAGAUAUUUGUACAAUAGUGUUCUUUGAGCGUUCCGAUAUUAUAUGUAGAUAACAAUUGUUUUUGUCGUGCUUGAUUGAAUGUAGAUAACUGUAUAUUUUUCCAGGUCAUUUUCUACUAGAGGAGGAUGAUAAGUUUCUAGAUAAGGUUUGAGCUACAGUUCAGGAAGAGGAAUGUCAAGCCCUUGCUGCAUUUGGUGCCUGUUUCCAAUAUUAAUAAUUGUUUGAAGAAGCAUUUUCGAGACCUUUAAAAUGUCGUGAUUUUUGAAUUUAUAUAAUUAUGUUUGGUUGCAGUUAAUUUUACAAGCGUGUUUUCAUUGUUGGUGGAAUCAGACUUGAAUAAUAUGAGAUUUAUGUGCUUUAAGAUAUGAAUGGGAUUUAUUGUUGCUUUAAGAUA
Molecule: messenger RNA, 1919 nt
Organism: Cucumis melo (muskmelon)
Lineage: Eukaryota; Viridiplantae; Streptophyta; Magnoliopsida; Cucurbitales; Cucurbitaceae
Product: shaggy-related protein kinase alpha-like
Exons: 4
Coding region: 256-645 (129 amino acids)
Biological process (GO): signal transduction
Cellular component (GO): cytoplasm
Molecular function (GO): ATP binding; protein serine/threonine kinase activity
Source: RefSeq, a predicted model, not a curated record